Molecule: messenger RNA, 1945 nt
Organism: Meira miltonrushii
Lineage: Eukaryota; Fungi; Basidiomycota; Exobasidiomycetes; Exobasidiales; Brachybasidiaceae
Product: P-loop containing nucleoside triphosphate hydrolase protein
Exons: 1
Coding region: 306-1916 (536 amino acids)
Biological process (GO): reciprocal meiotic recombination; meiotic DNA recombinase assembly; DNA repair
Cellular component (GO): Rad51C-XRCC3 complex; Rad51B-Rad51C-Rad51D-XRCC2 complex; replication fork
Molecular function (GO): crossover junction DNA endonuclease activity; ATP hydrolysis activity; ATP-dependent DNA damage sensor activity
Source: RefSeq, a predicted model, not a curated record
GCUGAUAUAAUCACACUUGAAAAAGAUCUAUAAUACGACGGGUUCUGAUCAUGAUCAGGAAUGCAACUAGAUAAGUAGACAUUGUUUCUGAAAUGUUUACCGUCAGGUGUCUUAGUAAUAUUAGGAAAGCUUUUCCCUCCUCAAUUAAUGACCCAACGCGUGUUCCUGGAUGAGCGCGUAAAGUGUUGUUCUUAUUUCCAGAAUGCACAAUUGUUGAUUGGUGUUUCUCUGGCACAUCUAUCUGUCUUAAAGCAAUCAUCAUCCUCCUCCUCCUCUUUCUUACAAUGAUAUGAUGCUCAUUCAUUAUGACAUCACCUUUGCCUGACUCGCAAGGGUCAUCAUUGCCUGCAACGCCGCCAACAUCAAAUGAUGCAGUGAAGGAGAGAGCAUACCUAUGGAGUGACUUCAUCUUGCAAUCUCCAACAACCAAGAAAAGCACAGAAGCACAAGAAGCAAUCGAUGUUGAUGUAGUGGAGAAUGUGGUCGAAGAAGCAGAGGAAGUAGUCGAGCGAGAGCAGAUACCGGCACCGGCUCCGAGCAAAUCAAUUGAUUGGAGAGCACCGACGUUCAUAUCUCGAACUCAACAAGAGAAAAGAGUUCAGCCUAAAGCAUCAAUUGUGCAAAACCAAGAUGAUUCAAGCGAUGAAGAUGAACAGCAUACAUUCCGGCCCACAGCAUCAAGAAAUUGGCGAACGCCCAUGCAGUAUGUGCGGAAGGAAGAAGAGAAAGAGGAAAGUACGAAUAGCAGUGUAUUUGUCGGUCAUGAUGAUACUGAGCUUACCCGACUCGAAGAUACAGACGGCUCAGAGGUGGAUGAAGAAGAUGAGGAAAUGGACGAGUAUGAGAUGCAAGACUAUCUCAAUUAUAGGCUAAAGACCGGCUUAAGUCAUUUAGACGAACGCUUAGGUCAAGAAUACAUGCAUGCCGCACAAGAUGACGAACAAUUUGAUUCAAAUCAAGGCGGUCUAAGGAGUGGUGGACUGAUUGAGGUCAGUGGCACUCCAGGUAGUGGAAAGACUACUCUUUUGAUGCAGCUUGCUAUCAAGGAACGGCUCAACAGUCUUCAACAGUCUCUUAGCUCACUACACGAGGGCGAGGAAAGAUUGAAUGGCGAAGCGUGUAGGUCUGAUCGUGGGAGACAGGUGGUCAUGAUUGAUACGGAAGGCAGCAUUAGCGCUAGACGAAUGGCUCAAAUGACGAAAGCCCUGAUCACAGAUUUGCUUGACAGUUGGGAGGAACAAGAAUGGAGCACGAAGCCAUCACAUGAUGUAUUGUUUCAUCAUACGUUAGCAGGAAUCCGCAUCAUCCGAUGUACAGCUCUGUUUGAGCUUGUGGCGACUUUUGGAGUGCUUUUGCCAACAAUUGAUGUAGAAUCCAUUCGUCCAGACUACAAAGAUGAAGACGAAGAACGAGCAAAGAAGGUCAAAGAGAUUGAUAAGAUGAUGCGAAAAAAGAGAUUACCCGAAAGAACUUCUUUGAUCAUAAUCGACAGUAUGAGUCAUUUUUUUCGAGCACCGACGACGAACGAAAGGCAGGAAAGGUCAAAGCGACAACAGGCGAUCCAAUGUGCUCGUUUAUUUGCCUCACAUGUUCAUCUUUCUGGCAUCAAGCUGAUCAUCUCGACGCAAAUGUCAAGUUACUUUGUCGAUGUACACGGCGAUAAAAGUAACAUCAUCAAACCUGACAACAUCGGCUUCUUGAGGCCUACUUUGCGAGAUUGGAUGGAAGAAGAUCUUGCCAGGAGUGCAUGGCAUCUUCAACUGUACGGAGCGGAACUAGGUAGUGCCCGAAAGAUAGCAAGAAUAAUUUCUCGGCCUCACUCUUUGCUCAAUCACGAUCUCUACGGCGAAGAAUAUUGGAGUGCACAAUUGCCAUACGUGAUAGACACACGAGAUGGAAUAAUGCGCAGUGUUUGAUUCGUUAUUCUGUAAAUUACUGUAUUCUA